CAUAGUUCGCUGUCACAACACGUGCAAACGAGCAAUUGUUUUGACAUUUCUUUGAUAACAAUUUCAUUAAGUUCUUGGUAGUGUAUAGUAAUUUUUUAGUUAUUCACCUGGCUUUUUUUAUCAAUAAUAAAUAAAAAUGAAGUUAUAUCCAACUCUAACAAAUAGUCGACCCGACUUUAAGAAGUUUCCAGAAAAACUAAACGAUCAUUUGAAAAAUUUUGGGGCACCACAUUUGGAUUCCUUCAAUGAAAUGCUAACACAUGGAUUGGAAAAUUGCGCAAAGCAUAUGAUACCCGUUAGCUUUAAAACACCAGCCGGUGAACAAAUAGAAUUACGAAUCGAAAGCAUACAAAUUUCACGACCACAAGUCCCUAUGGCUGUAAUAGAUGUGAAGAAUCGUUUGAUAUACCCAACAGAGUCUCGACAAUUACAUACCUCUUAUAUGGGUAUGUGCAGUGCUCGAGUAGCAUGGUCUGUUAGUGGGUUAGAAAAAGCGCCCAUCGAUGUUGAUCUCGGUGAAGUGCCGAUAAUGCUAAAGUCAAACGCCUGCAAUCUAGGUGCGCUUAAACCGGAAGAAAUGGUUAAACAUGGCGAGCAUGAUACUGAAUGGGGCGGAUAUUUUGUUAUAAAAGGAAAUGAGAGAAUCAUACGUAUGCUUCUUAUGAGUAGACGCAACUAUCCCAUUGCUGUUAAGCGUUCUUCAUGGAAAGAUCGCGGUGUAAAUUUUAGUGAUAUCGGUAUUAUGGUGCGUUCAGUGCGCGAUGACGAAAGCUCAUAUAAUAAUGUGUUGCAUUUUCUCAAUAACGGAACAGCCAAGUUGAUGUUUUCCCAAAUGAAAAUGAUGUCUUAUGUACCAAUAUGUCUAAUAUUGCGCUGUUUGGUCGACUACACCGAUGAACAAAUUUACCGCAUUUUAGUGCGUGGUUAUGAAAAAGACCAAUAUUUUGUAUCUUCGGUGCAGACAAUGUUAAGAGAUGUACACGGUGAAGGAUUGCAUACACAUAAAGAUUGCAAAUCAUAUUUGGGCAGAAUCUUCCGUUCGAAAUUCCCCGAAGUACCUGAAUGGAAAACUGAAAUAGAUGUCACCGACUUUAUUCUGAGCCAAAGAGUUCUUAUACACCUGAGUACUCACAAAGAAAAGUUUGAUAUGCUAGUAUUUAUGGUACAAAAGUUGUUUCAGUGUGCACAGGGAAAUUUUAAAAUAGAAAAUGUGGAUUCCGUUAUGAUGCAAGAAGUUCUACUAUCAGGUCAUUUAUACCAAAAGUAUUUGGCUGAUCGAAUUGAACUAUGGUUACAGUACACUAAGAAAUACCUACUCAGACGUCUAGAAGCUCCGGACGCUUUAAUAACGCCAACUCUGCUCACAGCCAGCUUACGCAGUGCAGGAGGCGUUUCACAUGCAAUGGAAUCAUUCCUUGCCACUGGCAAUGCACCUUCUCGUUCUGGUUUAGGUCUCAUGCAGAAUUCUGGUCUUGUGGUAAUGGCUGAAAAUAUUAAUCGUAUGCGUUAUAUGUCUCAUUUUCGAGCUGUACAUCGUGGUUCGUACUUUACAACUAUGCGUACUACAGAAGCACGUCAACUGCUACCAGAUGCUUGGGGAUAUAUUUGCCCUGUUCACACACCUGAUGGCGCGCCUUGUGGUCUGCUCAACCAUUUAACUGUAUCCUGUCGUAUAUCGCGUAUACCCAACAAGGAGCUUGUCAAGGCGAUACCGAAGAAUCUAAUAGAGAUGGGCAUGAUACCAUUAGAGUCAGAAAUUUAUGAUUCGAACGCAAAAUUGUUCGUUGUAUUCCUCGAAGGCAAACUCUUGGGGCACAUACGUCAAGUGGACGCUGAAAAAAUUGUAAACAGUUUACGUACUUUAAAAAUUGAGGGCCACUUACCCCAAAUGAUGGAAAUUGCUUAUAUACCAUAUAAAGCAAAAGGACAAUUUCCGGGCUUGUUCCUAUUUGUCGGACCAGCACGUCUUAUGCGUCCAGUAAAAAAUUUGGCACUCGGAAAAGUUGAGUACAUUGGUUCACUAGAGCAGGUGUACAUGGAUAUAGCAAUUGAUUUGAAAGAAUUUUAUCCCGGCUUUACCACGCAUAUGGAAUUGUCGAAGACUGAAUUCCUUAGUAAUUUAGCUAACUUAAUUCCCAUGCCAGACUACAAUCAAUCACCCAGAAACAUGUAUCAAUGUCAGAUGGGUAAACAAACUAUGGGCACUCCUUGUCUUAACUGGCCCAAACAAGCAGCUAACAAAUUAUAUCGCUUACAAACUCCGGCAACACCACUUUUCCGGCCGGUACAUCAUGACAAUGUGAGACUUGACGACUUUGCCAUGGGUACUAACGCCAUAGUGGCUGUGAUUUCGUACACUGGCUACGAUAUGGAGGAUGCCAUGAUAAUAAAUAAAUCUGCACACGAGCGUGGAUUUGCCUAUGGUAGUAUAUAUAAAUCGAAAUUUAUCGAAUUAGAUGGCACAAGCUACUUUGCGCGUAGUCCACACCUGCCCGAACUAAAUAAGUUGCUAGACAAUGACGGCUUACCACAUGCGGGCACAAAGUUAUGGCAUGGCUGCCCUUUCUACUGUUACUUUGAUGUUGACACCUCGACCUAUAAAGUCGUCAAAUUAGACGAAAAGGAAGAUUGCGUUGUUGACAGCGUACGCUAUUGUGGCAACUUCAAGGCAAAUGCACGUCGUAUGGUUUGCAUAACACUUCGCAUACCACGUCCGCCUACAAUUGGAGACAAGUUCGCUUCUCGUGCUGGUCAAAAGGGUAUCUGCUCACAACGUUAUCCAGCCGAAGAUUUACCCUUUAGUGAAACGGGUCUUAUACCAGAUAUUGUUUUCAAUCCUCACGGUUUCCCUUCACGUAUGACAAUCGCUAUGAUGAUCGAAACAAUGGCUGGCAAAAGUGCAGCCUUACAUGGUCUUGUGCAUGACGCAACACCAUUCCGUUUUUCAGAGAAACACACUGCGAUCGAUUAUUUCGGACGUCUACUAGAAGCGGGUGGUUAUAAUUACUAUGGCACCGAACGUCUUUAUUCCGGCGUAGAUGGCCGUGAAAUGUCUGCAGAUAUCUUCUUUGGCGUCGUACAUUAUCAGCGACUACGUCACAUGGUGUUCGAUAAAUGGCAGGUACGAUCCACUGGACCUGUCGAUGCUAUAACCCAACAACCCAUUAAGGGUCGCAGACGUGGUGGUGGUGUACGUUUCGGAGAAAUGGAACGUGAUGCCUUAAUUUCGCAUGGUGCAGCAUUUCUCCUACAAGAUCGUCUCUUCCACAAUUCUGAUAAAACACAUACGUUGGUGUGCAGCAAAUGUGGUAGUAUAUUAGCGCCGCUAAAGAAAAUUAUCAAACGUACCGAGACUGGCAAGUUGCAGUCGAUGCCGGACAAUUGUCGUUUGUGUGGUGAUGGCGCAGGCGUCGGAUAUAUUGAAAUACCAUUUUCAUUUAAAUAUUUAGUUACCGAGCUGAGUUCUGUUAACAUAAAUGCUAGGUUUAAGCUAAUGAAUAUUUAAAUGAGUUCUGUCUUAUGUAUCAACAAAGUGUAUGUGCUUAGUAAUGUACUGUAAUAAAUAAUAACUCCUAAUUUUAUAUAA
Molecule: messenger RNA, 3586 nt
Organism: Ceratitis capitata (Mediterranean fruit fly)
Lineage: Eukaryota; Metazoa; Arthropoda; Insecta; Diptera; Tephritidae
Gene: RpI135
Product: DNA-directed RNA polymerase I subunit RPA2
Exons: 6
Coding region: 137-3505 (1122 amino acids)
Biological process (GO): DNA-templated transcription
Cellular component (GO): nucleus; RNA polymerase I complex
Molecular function (GO): DNA-directed RNA polymerase activity; DNA binding; ribonucleoside binding
Source: RefSeq, a predicted model, not a curated record